Effrenium voratum is the source of this 2706-nucleotide messenger RNA. The record is from the annotation of a GenBank genome assembly. Lineage: Eukaryota; Dinophyceae; Suessiales; Symbiodiniaceae.
CUGGGGCACUACACGCAGUUCAAGGAGCAGUUUACCGAGCCUCCCGAGGAUAACCUAAAACACCAUCGCCUUGUUUGGGAGCGGACGGACGUGUUCACCAUCAGCAACGCUCUGCAGCUCGACGCCGUGCGGCGAUGCCCCGACCACAGUCUCUUUGAUGUGCUGAUGAGCCUGUUCAAGCGCUCUGUGAAUGUGGACCAGGACGGCAUUGGGCCGCACCGCGCCUGGGCUGAAGGGGCGGAUCUUCGGGUGCCCGCACAGGAGGCGCCUGCCAAAAAGCGCAAAGGCAAUGAGGGCGCCGUGGAUUCCGCUCGGGCAGAGUUCAUGAAGCAGCUGCCGCCGGAGAUUCGCAAGGAGAUCGAGAUGGGGGUCCCAGACACGCUUGUGGGGCGCUCUGCGUUUGCCUUCAAGAAGUUGGUCCGCUACAUUGCGCGGCGUCGCCUUGGAUCCGUCGAGCUGGACAUCAAGAACUCGUUCUUCCAGCUCUUGAACCGACAGAAGCCGCUGCCGCCCAUCAUGGCGGAGUACCUGGACCACCGUGAGGAGAAGCUCGCGCAGAUCGGCCGCGUGCUCUUCCACAAGCUGCCCGAGGCCCGCCGGCGCAGCGUGGCGAAGGAGCUGAUGAUUGCCCUGGGCUUUGGGGGUGGUUUCGCAAACUGGACGAGCAAGGUGCUGCAGGACAUACCCUUGGCUUCGGAUGAGGGGGAGCGCGGCGAGGUGGCUGCUUGGCUCUACGGCUUCGAGACGGCGGCGCGCCUCUACCACGUGGCCGUUUUUGAGCUGCUGCCACAGAAGGCCAAGGACUGGCACAUGGAGCAGGGCCGCUCCACUGCCUCGGGGGCCUUUGCCCUGUACGCCCACCACGAGAGGUUGCAGAUGGAGAAGAUGGCGGCGGCAGCGGGCAGGGCCUUCAACGACCACCAGCACGACGGCAUCGGGGCCCUCCGCUCCGCGAGCGAGGCCGUGAAGCGAGCCGUGGAUGUCGAGGUGGUCAUGCACGAGCUGGAGGACCCGUGGGCAUACGCGGCGGCGAAGUACCCCAACUUGGAUUGGAGACUCAAGUCGAAGAUGGAGUUCUCCGGGUACCACCAACUGCUCCAGCGCUGCAGGCAGCACGUCAUACUUGGACGGGCGAGGGCAAACACCGUGGACUUUGCGAAGCUGGCGGCGGCGAAGCUGGUCCCGGUCGUACACGUUCCGGUGGAGGGGGGUGAGAAGAGGACCACCUACGAAAGCUUCGAGAAGGGAGGCUUCUGGCUGGUGCGAAACCGGGACGACUUGGGCCAGACCGUGGAAGACCUGAUGAACAAGAUGUGUUGCCCGGUCUUCGAGACAGCCGAUGAGAACUACGUGCCGCCGCCGCCCCUCAACGAUAAUGCCUUCUUCACCGGUCUGUCCUCGUCCGUUCUGGGGCGUCUGGCAGGCCCGCAGAUGGCGGACCUCGACGGCGACGAGACACGGCACAAAAUCCUCUUUUGCGACGGCAUGCUCUACGAUUUCAAGGAGCGUGUCCUCCGAUCACCGAUCCCCGCCGACCGCAUGGGCUUCCACGCGGCGGCGACCUCAGAGAUGUGGCAGCCGAGCAAGGCGACCAAGCUCUUCGAGCACAUCCUGGCUUUCUUGAAGGAGCAUGUGGAGACGGGGGUGUGUCUGCUCGAGGCCAGCGAGAAUGGCAAACAGGUCAUCGAGUGCUUCGAGGAAUUGGAGCAGGACGGGUGCGAGAUCCUCCGCCACAUGAAGGUGUACGGGGACUGGGACUCCGUCCUGUACGAGCUGCGUCUCAUGACCAGGGCCAUCUCCGCGACGCCGCGGUUCUGCGAGAUGUACUACAUCUGGGGAAGCCAGGAUUCCGGGAAGGACACCAAGGUGAAGAUGUUGCACGCCUUCUUCGGUCACAAAGAGAACAACUACGGGGUGCAGCUUCCGGGAAACUAUGUGGUGCAGCAGACUCGCUACCUGACCGCGAAGGACGGACCCGCGCCUUACCAUGCAAGGACUCUAGGCAAGCGGCUGGCCUGGGCCAGUGAAGUCCCCGAGCACUACUCGUUGGCGGAUGACUUCAUCAAGCCCUUUUGUGACAUGGAAGGUGCGCCAGUCUGCAGCAGGAAGCUCAACAAGGGUCCCCGGGACUUCAUGCCUACGGCUUUGCUGGUGGCAACAAGCAAUUCCCCUCCCCGUGUGACUCGACCGGAUGGGAUGCUGCGGCGGCUUCGAGUCUGCCAGACAACGGUCAAGUUCACCUUGAAGCCGUCCAUGGCCACCGAGGAGCGAGCCGUGGAUGGCCUCAAGACCCGGAUAAACCGAGGAGAGUUCAACAAGUACAUGUUCUUCCUUGCGGCAAAUCUCGUGGACUCGUUGGAGAUGGAGUACAACCCAGGCACCGAGAUCAAGCCGCAGCCACCGGAGAUGAAGAUGAGCGCCAUGGACCUGGUCCCAUGUGCAGACAAGGACGAGGAGGCCAAACCCGAGGCCUUCAUGGCGGAGAUGUGUGCGCUGGUGCCCUUGAAGGAAGCAAGCCUCCACACGGAGCUGACGAUGGCGCUGAAGACCUACCUCAGCCUGGACACCUUGGGCGCGGCAAAGAGCGUGAUCUCGAAGUUGGGGAUCAAAGGACAAUCCUAUGGCCCGCGGUACAUCUCCACCCUCAAGCAAAAUGAGCGCAUGGUGGGUGUGAAGCUCCGAUCGGCAUCGACAAGUAGCUCUUAG